GACAUAGUGAUUUUAAUAGAUGACGCUUCGAAACCCUGGCAGAUCGUCCCGACGAGGGACUUGCCGAUGCCGAUGCCGAUGCCGAUGCCGAUGGGGGUGGCAUCUGCGGUUUCUUCUUCCGAUCUAUUCAAGAACCAUCCUGACAAUCUCGGCCGUCCUGAUCAACCGGAAGCGGCUGCGGUAUCGCUCGUCUUUCAUCCCAAAUCGAACCACAUCCGUACAGUAGCACAGCAUUCUUUUCGCCGACGUCCCCCUCGCAACGUGGAUGGGUGGAUCCGUUCGGAAUUGAGGAUGUCGUUGGAGACGAGAAACGGCCCGAGCUCUGCUGACAGAGGCGAAGGACUCCACCGAAUCCCUGGAAGCCCUCCUCUUAUGGCGGCUUCGCCUGCGGUGGUGUCCUCUGUCGCGUUGCCCCACGAAAGGUCUAAGAAGAGCGUUUGCCUCUUCUUUUGCGAGGAGAUGAGGGAGCUCGCCGAGCGCGUUGCAUUGGCGGGCGACUCCAUCGAGCUACGUAGCAUCACUUGGAGGACAUUUGAGGAUGGUUUCCCUAACCUAUUCAUCUCAUAUGCUCGAGGCAUUCGUGGGCAACAUGUAGCUUUUUUGGCAUCGUUCAGUUCUCCGGCUGUAAUUUUUGAGCAGCUGUCUGUGAUCUAUGCAUUGCCAAGGUUGUUUAUCUCCUCAUUUACACUUGUUCUUCCUUUUUUCCCAACUGGAUCUUAUGAACGGAUGGAAGAUGAAGGGGAUGUUGCAACAGCUUUCACACUUGCUCGAAUUUUGUCAAACAUACCUAUCUCAAGAGGUGGACCGACUAGUUUAGUCAUUUUUGACAUUCAUGCUUUGCAGGAGAGAUUCUACUUUGGAGAUUCUGUCCUCCCAUGUUUUGAGAGUGGGGUACCUUUGCUAAUGAAUAGACUUCAACAGCUACCAGAUUCUGACAAUAUAUCUAUUGCUUUUCCAGAUGACGGUGCAUGGAAGCGAUUUCAUAAACUACUUCAUCAUUUUCCAAUGAUUAUUUGCAACAAAGUCAGGGAAGGUGAUCAACGUAUUGUACAAUUAAAAGAGGGAGAUCCUCAAGGCCGACAUGUUGUGAUUGUCGAUGACUUAGUUCAAUCUGGUGGCACAUUGAUUGAAUGCCAGAAAGUAUUGGCAGCUCAUGGGGCAGACAGAAUCAGUGCGUACGUGACCCAUGGAAUCUUUCCCAACAGGUCAUGGGAGCGAUUUAAACAUGACAAUGGAGCCGGCCCAAACAAUGGCUUUAACUACUUUUGGAUUACUGACUCCUGCCCACUUACUGUAAGAGAAGUAAAGAACAGAGCUCCCUUUGAAAUUCUUAGCCUUUCUGUUCAAAUUGCUUCUGCUCUUCAAAUAUAGAUCUGUAUGGCAGUGUUGGCGCUGUAGUGUAAAAGGCCCCAUGGAAAAAUUUCUGCUGGAUUUGUCUUAUUUAUUCAUUUGUGUAGGUUGAGUUGAAUUUCGUAGAAGGAUCUAUAUAAUUAAUCUCAUCUGGUGGGAUAAAAUUCGAUUGUUAUUGUUAUUAUUAUUACUGUAUUUAUUUGUUUGUUUAAAUUUUUAUUGAAUAGAGAUCCUCUUGUUGGUAGUUUAUUGUGA
Molecule: messenger RNA, 1605 nt
Organism: Zingiber officinale
Lineage: Eukaryota; Viridiplantae; Streptophyta; Magnoliopsida; Zingiberales; Zingiberaceae
Product: ribose-phosphate pyrophosphokinase 3, chloroplastic-like
Exons: 7
Coding region: 67-1371 (434 amino acids)
Biological process (GO): 5-phosphoribose 1-diphosphate biosynthetic process; purine nucleotide biosynthetic process
Cellular component (GO): cytoplasm; ribose phosphate diphosphokinase complex
Molecular function (GO): ribose phosphate diphosphokinase activity; magnesium ion binding
Source: RefSeq, a predicted model, not a curated record